AACAAACAAACAAACAAACAUGAGGUAGCAGCUGUUAUAAGAAAGCUAUACAUUAGCUUCCAAUUACAGUUUUCAAAGUACUUUCAAUCCCUCACGCCUCCUCCAUCCGCCGCUCGUAGUCGCCGUCCGAUCGACGGAGAUUCAUCGAUUCACACAAGGAUACGAAAGGACCGAAUGACUAAUAAAUUAUAGAGAGAGAGAAGACGCAGAGUCACGUGGAAAACGGUGUCGUGUUAAGAUGGGGAAGAAGCGGAAGUCAUUGGCAUCGAAGCUGGAUGAGGUGGAUCGAAGCAUGUAUUCGACGUUUUGUAGCGGAGCGAAUUCGCUUUCACAGCUUUAUACUCAGGCUAUGAACCAACAGAAGCUUUCCUUUCAGGCGGGUGAACGCCACGGCUUGGAGAAACUGUAUCAAUCGAUCUUGAGACAACAAGAGGGAGGAUCCAGAGUGACAAUUGCUGACAUAAUGAACUACCUGCAGUCGGAACUGGACUAUAGUGGAGAGGACCAUUCAAUUUCGCCUAGACUGCCGCAGAACCAGCACUCUCAACCAAUGCAUUUCGCAAAUUCAGCCUUUCCAGUCUCUUCGGGCUCAAUUGGUGUAGCAGCUCCAGGACAUGGCGUACGAUCAGAUCAUGAUCUGCAAUCGAAGAAUUAUGUUUUCUCAAAUGCACUUUCAAGCCCUGUUCGACGAAGCCUGCAGAACUAUCAAAUUGCUCAAGGAGGUUUCCUUUUAAACAACGUGCAGCCUUCAAAUGGAGCAAGAAACAACGAAACGAAUGUCCAGCAGCAAAAUAGGGAGUCCAAUAGCAGUAACUCAGCUGAUGCGUCCAUGGAUAUGCAUUCUGAUAGCCCAGGUCAUGAUUUUACUUACUGAAGUAGUCUGUAAAUAAAAUGUUUCAGGAGCUGCUUCUUGUCAUGCCGCGGUGUUCUAGCAGCAAGUUCAGGUUGAUUGAUUAUCGUGUGUUGAGCAGUUAUCAAGGAGUAAAAUGCAUUGUUGAACUGGCUGUUUGAUGAAGAGAUUGAAAGGUGCGUUCAUGCUCGUUGUAGAGAUGCACAUGUGGUCUCAAGUAAAACCCAAUGUGAUGGGCACCAUUAGUUCUCAAAUACAAUGUUUUUCUGUUGAACCAGUUAGUUCUUUUCGGUUUUCAUUGAUAUUGUGAAGUGUUUCUUUAGUAGUACAAAUAUAUAUGAUUGUGCUCACUUGUCGCAUUCUUCGAUUGCAUAUGUUUUUUCAGUUGACAUACUGGCAUCUUUUGCCAAGACUAUGUUUC
Messenger RNA from Nicotiana tabacum (common tobacco), 1271 nucleotides. RefSeq lists its product as uncharacterized. The record is from RefSeq and is a predicted model, not a curated record. NCBI's taxonomy places the organism in Eukaryota, Viridiplantae, Streptophyta, Magnoliopsida, Solanales, Solanaceae.